AGAUCCCUCCUUUGGAGUUUUGCAGUGAGCCCAGGUUACAGCUGCAAAUCAAAAGACAAGGGAUUAUGCUGAGUAAUUCUUUUUGAAUUAUUGAACAGUCAGUUAUUGAAUGUGCCAUUGGAGUCAUCAGUUGAGAUGCUUCCAUUGACUGGGAAAACAAUAAUAUUUGAUAGUUUUCCUGACCCCUCAGAUACCUGGGAAAUAAUUGAGACUAUUGGCAAAGGAACUUACGGGAAAGUUUUCAAGGUAUUAAAUAAGAAAAAUGGCAGCAAAGCAGCAGUCAAAAUCUUGGAUCCUGUUCAUGAUAUUGAUGAAGAAAUUGAAGCUGAGUACAACAUUUUGAAAGCUCUCUCUGAUCAUCCCAAUGUAGUCAAAUUCUAUGGCAUGUACUACAAGAAAGAUGUGAAAAAUGGAGACCAGCUUUGGCUUGUUCUUGAGCUGUGCAAUGGUGGAUCUGUGACUGAUCUUGUGAAAGGAUUUCUGAAGAGGGGUGAAAGAAUGAAUGAACUUAUAAUUGCUUACAUCUUACACGAAGCUCUGAUGGGACUUCAGCAUUUGCAUGAAAACAAAACUAUCCACCGUGAUAUUAAAGGAAAUAAUAUCCUUUUGACUACUGAAGGAGGAGUCAAGCUUGUGGAUUUUGGUGUGUCUGCUCAGCUGACCAGCACUCGGCUCCGCCGGAACACCUCUGUGGGCACCCCGUUCUGGAUGGCUCCAGAGGUGAUUGCCUGUGAGCAACAGCUGGAUAGCUCCUAUGAUGCCAGAUGUGAUGCAUGGUCACUGGGUAUUACUGCAAUAGAGCUGGGAGAUGGAGAUCCACCACUUGCUGAUUUGCACCCUAUGAGGGCACUCUUCAAAAUACCAAGGAAUCCUCCUCCAACACUACAGCAGCCUGAACUGUGGUCAUCUGAAUUCAAUGACUUCAUUAACAAGUGCUUAACUAAAGACUAUGAGAAGCGCCCAACGGUAUCUAGUCUUUUGCAGCAUGAUUUUAUUAGGCAGAUUGAAGGAAAGGAAAACAUGCUACAAAGACAACUUAUGGAAUUUAUUGAUGUUCAUCAACAAAUGGGAGUCACUGAAAAGGCAAGAUUUGAACGUAUUCAUACGAAGAAAGGGAACUACAGUAAGUCACUAGUUUCAAACCAAGAAGAUGUAGAUGAUUUAGCAACCUUGGAGGUACUGGAUGAGAAUACAGUGACAGAGCAGUUGCAGAAGAGUUAUGCCAAGGAUCAGAUCUACACAUAUGUUGGGGACAUCCUCAUAGCUGUCAAUCCAUUUCGGAAUGUAGACAUUUAUUCUUCACAGCAUUCCAAACUGUAUAUUGGAGCCAAACGGACUGCCAACCCUCCUCACAUUUUUGCUGUUGCUGACAUUGGUUAUCAGUCCAUGGUGACAUACAACUCUGAUCAGUGCAUCGUUAUUUCUGGGGAAAGUGGAGCUGGCAAGACACAAAGUGCCCAUCUUCUGGUUCAGCAGCUCACUGUCCUGGGCAAGGCUAAUAACAGGACUCUACAGGAGAAAAUCCUCCAGGUGAAUAACCUUGUAGAAGCAUUUGGAAAUGCAGGCACUAUCAUCAAUGAUAACUCCAGCAGAUUUGGAAAAUAUUUGGAAAUGAAAUUUACUUGUGGUGGCACUGUAGUAGGAGCUCAGAUUUCAGAGUACCUCCUUGAAAAAUCCAGAGUUGUCCACCAGGCAGUAGGAGAGAAAAAUUUCCAUAUUUUUUAUUAUAUUUAUGCUGGUCUUGCAGAAAAGAAAAAACUGGCACAUUACAAAUUGCCAGAAUACAGACCUCCCAGAUAUCUGCAAAACGAUCAUUUCAGAAUAGUGCAAGACUUUAUGAACAACAGCUUUUAUAAGUCGCAGUUUGAAUUAAUUGAACAGUGCUUCAAAGUCAUAGGUUUUACACUGGAGGAACUUGGAAGCGUAUACAGUGUUCUGGCUGCCAUUCUAAAUGUGGGUAACAUUGAAUUUUCCGCAGUGGUAUCUGAACACAUGAUUGACAAGAGCAACAUUUCCAAUCCAGUAGCCCUUGAAAAUUGUGCAUCCUUGCUGUGUAUUCAGGCAGACGAGCUGCAAGAGGCGCUCACCUCUCACUGUGUAGUGACUCGAGGAGAAACAAUUAUUCGUCCCAAUACCGUGGAAAAAGCCACUGAUGUCAGAGAUGCCAUGGCCAAAGCUCUCUACGGGCGCCUGUUCAGCUGGAUAGUCAAUCGCAUCAACACUCUUCUCAAACCUGACAAACAUUUAAGUGGAAGUGAUGAUGGUUUGAACAUUGGAAUUCUUGAUAUCUUUGGCUUUGAGAAUUUCAAGAAGAAUUCUUUUGAACAACUCUGUAUCAACAUUGCCAAUGAACAGAUUCAGUUCUACUUCAAUCAACACGUCUUUGCCUGGGAACAGAAUGAGUACCUGUAUGAAGGUGUUGAUGCAAGAGUUAUAGAAUAUGAGGACAACAGGCCGCUCUUAGAUAUGUUCUUGCAGAAACCAAUGGGCUUAUUAUCCCUGCUUGAUGAAGAAAGUCGAUUCCCACAAGCAACAGAUCAGACACUUGUAGAAAAAUUUGAGGAUAAUUUGAAGUCAAAGUAUUUUUGGAGACCCAAAAGAGUAGAUUUAACAUUUGGGAUUUAUCAUUAUGCAGGAAAGGUUCUGUAUAAUGCAAGUGGAUUCCUGGCCAAAAAUAGAGAUACUCUGCCAGCUGAUAUUGUGCUGCUUCUGCGAUCAUCUGAAAACAAUCUGAUACGACAGUUGGUAAUGCAUCCUCUUACAAAAACAGAAUCUAUACAGAAUGGAGCCCCUGCCAUCUCAAGCUGCAGGGGAGGGACUGGUCUGGUCAAGUGCGAAGGAAGUGGUAGAGGCUUCUUUCAGGGUCGCCUCUUCAGGUUAGGGGCUCGGGACAGGGAGUGGAGUACAUCUCUUGAGUUGAGGACUGAACAAAAAGGAUCAGGUAACCUGGCACACAGUAAAAGCAAAACUACAAUCAGUUACCAGAUGUGGACCCCCCAGAAAUCAAUCAGUCGCACAAAGAAUGAAUCAGGAGAUACUGGACAUCAUCCAAGAGAGACAACCAGUAUGAAAACACAAACAGUCGCUUCUUAUUUCAGAUACUCACUCAUGGAUUUGUUAUCCAAAAUGGUGGUUGGCCAGCCUCAUUUUGUCCGGUGCAUCAAGCCAAACAAUGACCGGCAGGCAAACAAGUUUGAUAAAGAAAAAGUGCUGGUUCAGCUGCGUUACACAGGAAUUCUGGAGACAGCAAGGAUUCGAAGACAGGGUUAUUCACACCGCAUACUCUUUGCUAACUUCAUAAAACGGUAUUAUCUCAUCUGUUACAAAACAAAUGAUGAUCCUCCAGUCAGCCCAGAAACUUGUGCUGCCAUCUUGGAAAAAGCCCACCUUGACAACUGGGUUCUUGGAAAAACUAAAGUAUUUCUCAAAUACUAUCACGUGGAACAGCUGAAUUUAAUGCGCAAAGAGACAGUUGAUAGGAUUAUAUUGAUUCAAGCUUAUGUCAGAGGAUGGCUGGGCUCAAGGAGAUACAAAAAGAUAAAGGAACAAAGGGAACAAAGCGCUAUUAAAAUACAAUCAGCUUACAGGGGUUUUGUUGCUCGCAAAGAAUACCAGAAUGCAAAACAGAAUCAAAAAAUUGAAAAAUACAUCAUCAGACUUCAAGCAAUUGCCAGAGGAUACUUACUCAGGAAGAAGAGAAAAGAACUAACUGAUGAAAGGAACAAAGCAGCAACAACAAUUCAAUCUCACUACAGGGGAUAUAAGGAGAGGAAGAGCUUCAAAAAGAGAAGAGAAUCUCUUAGAAAGAAAGAAACUGAGAAUGCAGCAUCCUCUAGUGAAAAGGAAAAGGACAAAGAACUUCAAGAAAAUGAGGAACGUACAGCUAGAGUGAAGAGUGCCCUUCCUAAAACAGAAGAAGAAGCAGCUAUCGUUGUUCAAAGCAAUUACAGGGGCUACAGAGCCCGUAAAAAAAUAAAGGAAGAACGCAAAAAAAUAGCAGAGGAAGAAUUAUCUGUUGUGGAAUAUCUUGAAGCACAGCUGCAGCCAGCUGAAGAUGUUACACUGGAAGAAGCAGAGAAUGAGGAGACUCAAGGAGAAGGUGUUGAUGAUAAUGAGCACACUGGGAAUGGUGACAUAGGAAAUUUACAGGAGCAAAAGGUAAUAUCUACUAAAGAGAGAGCUUCUGUGAAGCAGAGGCCUGCAGUAGAGCAUUCUGAUGAAGGUGAAGAACAGGCAUCCUCGAAGGAAUCAUCCAGCAAAGCUUCUGUCAAAAUCACAGCUGAACCUGGUCCUCAGCAGGAGCAAGCUAACCAAGACACGCUCAGCGCAGAUGGGCAAAAUCAAGAAUCUGCUGUGGUCCAGCCUGAGACCAACAAGGAUAUGGAAAGAAACGAUCUAAAACAAGAAAUGAUACCUACAGGAUGUAAAGGAAUUGUAAGAAAAGAGUCUGUAAGAGGUUCACAAAAGCAAACUGAAGCAGAACAACAAAGUUUAGAGGACAAAGAGAAAGCAGCAGUGGUUAUUCAGAGCAAUUACCGGGGUUACAGAAGGAGAGGACAACUCAGAAAAGAAGGGAAAUUACCUUGCAAAAGUCAAGAGAACACUGCAAAGGAGUCAACAGAAGCAGUACACAUUCAAAAUAAAGAUCCCCAAACAAAAAAAAAUAAGGAAAGCACUGUGAAAGAGGCUGAGGGCUCUAAGACACAGAAGGGAGGAUCUGAAAAAGAGACUUGUGAUUUGGCAGCCUUUUCACGGCAGAUAUCAAAAUUAUCUGAAGACUACUUAGCAUUGCAGCAAAAAUUAAAUGAAAUGAUAUUGUCACAUCAGCUGAGACCUGUGAUGAUGUCCAAAGAUAAGCAAACUAACAACCAACAUUCUGCUCAUGUUUGUCAGUCAGUUACAGCCAAAGUAGAAGACACUCGCCCCCUGAAAAGACCCCCAAGGAGGCCGCGGAAGCCCAAGACAUUAAAUAACCCUGAAGACUCCACCUACUACACUUUAAUACAUAAAUCAGUACAAGAUGAAAAACGGAAACCAAGAAAAGAAAGUCUGGGCAAGGUGCUAGAUUUAGAUAUCUACUACCAUGAAAUUUCAUCUACCGGUUCCACCUCAAAGGACAGCAGCUCUACCACAAAAAGGAAGAGACAUCCCGUCGAGCGCAGAACUUCAACUUUAAGAACUACUGAGAGGUCAAGGGUUGCGGAGAGCUCCCUGGAAGAAAGCAGAGCAGAAGAUAAUCCCUAUGACUACCGGAGGCUGCUGCGGAAGACCUCGCAGCGCCGGCGCCUUAUCCAGCAGUUCUAGCCCCGCUGCCGUUUGCUGUUAUUAGCAUCAUCUUUUUUAUCAUUUUAUACCACAUGCUUCCUUUUUUUUCUUUUUUUUUUUUUUAAAUCUCUGACAUUUCAGGUUUACAACAUGUGUGUUCAUGUCAGUACGAAUUACUGUAGUUUACAGCCCAACACCGAUGCAAAGGGACACCAUCACUGCUGGAUAUACCUUUAGAAAAAUAAGGAAUCAGGUUUCCUUCAGAUACCACUACUGCAUCUUAAAAUUAUUAAGCAUUAAGCAGCCUAAAUGUAGGUUACCUUCCUCGGUGCGUGUUGUUUUCCUCUCUGCAUUUAAUCACUCUUACCCAAUUAAAAUAAACCAUAUAGUUUAUCAUUUCCUCAUUAAGCCUCCAAAAUCCCAUAGGCACCUCCAGAAAACCUUAGUUAUUGUUUCUAGUAAAUUGUUUUACAGGAAGAAAUAAAUGACAAGGACAUCACAGGGGAAUUUCUAUUUAUUUUAGGUUUACAAUGCCUAAAUUUUGGGAUAAGCUCUAUGUGGUAUGUGUCCCUCUAAUGAAAACAAAUGAUUAAUUGAUCGCGUUCUGUAGCAGUUUAUUUCACUACUGACUUUCCUGUAAGCCAGUGGCCAGCAAUAAAGGUUAGCACUGCAUGUAGCAUUGGAGAUGUCGGAGGAUGGAAGGACCCAGCUCUCCUCACCCCGUCACUAACAGAGCACUUGGAUCAUGUUUGCUUUGAUCUGCUUUGCAUUAGAUUUUUAGGAACCUUAAUCUCUGGGGUGCCAAGAAAGGAACAGAAAGAUGCUCUCCGGUUGAUUGCUGCCUAAAUGUAAUGAUCAUUCUUAAUCAGUUCCACUAGAAAUUAAAUGGAAAUAAAGGCGAUAGCCACCGUGUUCAAAAUUUCCCCUGAUUCCUUAUUCACAAGCCCUUAUUUUGCCUUAUUAUGCAGAUAAUUGCCGUUAUUCCUUUCAGGGUUCAUAAUUGCAUGUUGCCAGCUGUAACUACAAGGGGAGGCAGAUUUUGGGAAGCUAGCAGGAAGGCCUGGCCGUGCCCCUGCCGCGCUCCAUAGAGGCUACAAUAGCACAGGUUGGGGCUUUGUCCCCCCGCACACACAGCCCUCAGUGAGGGGUGGGCCGCCAUCACCUCCGGACCUCUCACUGGCAGCAGGGCCACAGCACCGGGUUACAACGUGCUGCGAUGUAAAAUUUGCGAUAAAUCAUUUAAAUUUUAAAAUCUGCGUUAAAGUUGCUUUCUCGAAUACUAUUCAAACGGUACCGUUAAUAACAAUGCGCGAGGCAGGGACGCGGCUGCCCGGGCCUCAGUUACUCCCAGCACCGACAGAACAGCGCAGCGGGACCGCCGCGCCGUCCCCGCCGAGAGGCGCAGCCAAGGCCGUGCCCUGGGGCUCAGCUCGCGGGGCGCGGGUGCGACCCGGGUGUGCGAGAGCAGCGCACAGCGCGGUCCGAGGGGCUGGGCGGCGGAGCGGCGGCUCGAGGGGAGCAGCGGAGCAUUCAUUCCUAGGGCGGCGACGGGAGAGAAGCGAAGGGCUGCCCCGCCCUAGUCGCCCGCUCGCAGCCGCGGGGGGUUGCCCCGGGAAAGGGUGAGGGAAGACGGGGAUUUCUCAGCGCUUCGCGGGUCGUUGGCAGAGGGGAAGCCUUCCCGCCGCUCUGGGCACAGGUGUCCCUGCCCUCCUCUCGGGGCUGCACAGCCGUAGCUGCGGUGCGAGAGAACACCCUCCGCUCCACCCAGCGCUGUGCCGGUGCUCUCCGUUCAUCCCGUCCCGUCGGUGCCCGCCCGGAGGUAUCCCGCCGCCGCCGAAGCGCCUCCCCCCGAGCCGUAGGAACGGCCCGGCCCGGCCCG
Messenger RNA from Lagopus muta (rock ptarmigan), 7144 nucleotides. It is a transcript of the gene MYO3A, whose product is annotated as myosin IIIA. The coding region runs from base 136 to 5304 and encodes 1722 amino acids. The transcript has 37 exons. The record is from RefSeq and is a predicted model, not a curated record. Gene Ontology annotation, biological process: protein phosphorylation. Gene Ontology annotation, molecular function: protein binding; ATP binding; cytoskeletal motor activity. NCBI's taxonomy places the organism in Eukaryota, Metazoa, Chordata, Aves, Galliformes, Phasianidae. Gene Ontology annotation, cellular component: myosin complex.